AAAAAAUGAAGAAAUAUUUAUUUAUUUAUUUAUUUCCAUUAGUGGUUUUCUUUAUUUUUGUAAAGUGGGUUUCAAUUUUCAAAGUUCAAACUAGGUGGGUUAAAAGAAAGUUGAAAAGUUAAUUCUUUUAUUCUCUGAAUAUUCAUGUUCUAAAAUUUGCUGUUUUUUUUUUUUGCACAUAAAUUAUAGAGAAAGAAGGAGAUUACAAGAAAAGAACAAAACCCUUAAUUUUCUAUUUGUUUAUCAACAAUUUUACCCAUCUGGGUUUUAUUGUAAAGAUCCAAUUUUUGCGCUUUGAUAAGGUUUGUAAUUUGUUUUUCAUUUAAUUUUGGUAAUUCCAUUUAAAAGAUGGGUUCUUGAUUUGCUUUUUUUUUUGAAUUGCAUGUCUAUUGAGUGUUGUUCAUGUUGGAAAUUCAAUUUUUUUAAAAUUUUUUUUUGAUCUAUGGUUUAACAUAUAAUCUUGUUGAGAAUAUAUUAGGUUUACCAAUUGUUGUUUUCAAUUCUUUUUUGGGUAAUUGUUUGAGUAUUUAAAACCAUUGAUCAAUUUUGGGUUAUCCAUUUUGGGGUUCUUUGAAUUGAAUUAGAUAAUGUGUGGACUGUAUUUGUUUGAGCAAGGGUCUAUCCGGCCGCAACCUCCUUUGCUAAGGGUAUGGUUUGUCGUCUUUCUUCCCUCACCUAACCACAGAUUUUACAGUGGGAAAUACCGGGUAUGAUGAUAUGGAUCAGUUUAACAUGAUUCCCAAGCUAAUUCGCUUUUUGAAUUUGUCAUUCGCUCAAGUUUGCCCAAGAAUAGCCCAAAACCGACCAUAUUCACUUUUUUCGAUUCUGAUUCAGAAGGAGAUGUGGAUUGUAAUGUUCCAAUUAUUGCAUAUAGUUAUAAACAUAUUGGUUAUUUUGAUGCAGAUUGGUGUACAUAUAUUUGAGGGGAUUUAUUCUAUUCUGAUUGUUGCAAUUGAAGGGUAAUAAUGAUGUCAAAAUCAUAUGCAAAUUUGUUAGACUUAAUGAAUGGGGAUAUGCCACCCCAAAUGAAAUGGGAAAAUAGGAAGAGGCUAAGUAGAAUAAUGACAGUACCAGGAAAUGUUAGUGAACUUGAUACUGAGAGAACUAAAAGUGUUUCAUCAGAUAAUCCAUCAACUAUUGUUCAAGAUAGAAUGAUAAUUGUAGCUAAUACAUUACCCAUAAUUGCGAGCCGGGGAUUAGAUGGUACCGGGUGGAUAUUUAGUUGGGACGAGGAUUCUUUGCUCUUACAACUUAAGGAUGGUUUACCUGAUGAGAUGGAAGUAAUAUAUGUCGGUUCACUUCGAGAAAAUGUAGAUAAAAGUGAACAAGAUAAUGUGUCACAAAUUCUUUUUAGGAGCUUUAAGUGUGUUCCUACGUUUAUCGAACCCGAUUUGUUGGAUCGGUAUUACAAUGGGUUUUGUAAGAAGCAGUUGUGGCCACUUUUUCACUAUAAGCUUCCAUUUUCAGCUGUUAAUGGUGAACGGUUUGAUAAAUUGUUGUGGGAGGAUUAUGUGUCUGUAAAUAGAUUGUUUGCACAGAAGGUUAUUGAGGUUCUUCAACCCGAGGAUGAUUAUAUUUGGAUACAUGAUUAUCAUUUGAUGGCUAUGCCUUCUUUUCUUAGAAGGCGUUUUAGUCGAAUAAGAAUGGGGUUUUUUCUCCAUAGCCCUUUUCCGUCUUCUGAGAUUUAUCGUGCACUUCCUGUUCGAGAGGAAAUCAUUAGGGCUUUGCUUAAUACAGAUUUGAUUGGUUUCCAUACAUUUGAUUAUGCCCGACAUUUCCUCUCGUGUUGUAGUCGUAUGUUGGGUCUGGAAUAUGAGUCGAAGAGGGGUUAUUUAGGGUUGGAAUAUCAUGGAAGAAUUGUUGGUAUAAAGAUCAUGCCUGUCGGGAUUCAUAUGGGUCGGAUCAAGUCAGCUAUAAGGCUUUCAGAUCAGGAGCUGAAGAUUGCUGAACUGAAGCAUAAAUUUGAUGGUAUGACGGUUUUACUUGGGGCUGACGACAUGGAUUUGUUCCAAGGAAUUGAUUUGAAGCUUCUUGCUAUGGAGCAGAUGCUUAAGAAGCAGCCUAAAUGGCGGGGUAAGGCUGUGUUGGUUCAGAUUGUAAACCCGGCACAAACCGCAGGAAGCGAUAUUGAGGAGAUCCAGUCCGAAAUAGACCAGAUUUGUUUGAGGAUAAAUAAGGAAUUUGGACAACCUGGAUAUGAACCCGUGGUUUUGAUUCAUCGGCCAGUUUCUUUGACCGAGCGGAUUGCUUAUUUCACCAUUGCAGAAUGUGUUGUUGUCACAGCUGUUCGAGACGGUUUAAACCUUACACCGUACGAGUAUAUAGUGUGCAGAGAGGGGAUAUCAGACGCAGAGUCUAGCUAUAAGAAUGUUAGUUUGAAAAAGAGUAUGCUUGUGAUCUCGGAAUUUAUCGGGUGCUCUCCUUCUCUUAGUGGAGCUAUUCGGAUAAAUCCAUGGGACGUUGAGGCUACCGGCGAGGGCAUGAAUGAGGCUAUCUCGGUAAGAGACUCGGAUAAAGAACUGCGUCAUGAGAAGCAUUACCGAUAUGUUGAAGCACAUAAUGUGGCGUAUUGGUCAAAAAGCUUUUUGCAAGAUUUGGAAAGAACUUGUUCCGAGCAUUCUCAGAGAAGAUACUGGUGUACUGGUUUCGGUUUUGGGUUUAGGGUUAUUUCUAUUGAUCCUAAUUUCCGAAAGCUUUCUAUAGAUGCUAUUGCAUCGGCUUAUAGAAAUUCACAAAAUAGGGCGAUUCUUUUUGAUUAUGAUGGAACUCUAAUGCCUCAAAAUUGCCUUAGCAAGAUUCCGAGUCUUGAAAUUAUUAGAAUUUUAAGGACUCUAUGUGCUGAUCCUAGAAAUACAGUCUUUAUUGUUAGUGGAAGAGGGAAGGAUAGCUUGAGUAAUUGGUUUUCGUCUUGCGAGAAGCUCGGUAUUGCUGCGGAGCAUGGCUAUUUCUUAAGAUGGCCCGAGAGUAAGGAAUGGGAAACGUGUGGUCAAAGUUCUGACUUUACAUGGAUGGAGAUUACUGAGCCUGUAAUGAAGUUGUACACUGACUCGACUGAUGGUUCAAUAAUAGAAUACAAGGAGAGUGCUCUUGUUUGGCAUUAUCAAGAUGCAGAUCCAGUCUUCGGAUCUGCUCAGGCCAAAGAGAUGCUAGAUCAUCUCGAAAGUGUUUUAGCCAAUGAACCUGUGGCUGUCAAGAAGGGUGAGCUCAUUGUCGAAGUAAAGCCUCAGGGAGUGACUAAAGGUAUGGUUGCGGAGAAAGUGUUCAUGUCGAUGGGGAAGAAAGGGAAGACAGCCGAUUUUGUGCUGUGUAUAGGGGAUGAUAGAUCGGACGAGGACAUGUUCGAGAUAGUGGACACAGCAGUUUCAAGAGACAUGUUGUGUUCAAAUGCAUCAGUGUUUGCUUGUACAGUUGGUCAAAAGCCUAGCAAGGCUCAAUUUUUUGUGAAUGAUACUUCUGAAGUUAGACUUGUGCUUCAAUCUCUUGCUGAGUUUUCUGAGCUUUCAAACUCUUAAUAAAAUUGUCUAUACAUUUAUGUUCC
Messenger RNA from Amaranthus tricolor (Joseph's coat), 3538 nucleotides. RefSeq names its product probable alpha,alpha-trehalose-phosphate synthase [UDP-forming] 7. Gene Ontology annotation, biological process: trehalose biosynthetic process. The record is from RefSeq and is a predicted model, not a curated record. Lineage: Eukaryota; Viridiplantae; Streptophyta; Magnoliopsida; Caryophyllales; Amaranthaceae. Gene Ontology annotation, molecular function: catalytic activity. Gene Ontology annotation, cellular component: cytosol. The transcript has 3 exons. Bases 966 to 3512 code for a protein of 848 amino acids.